AUGAAUGACAGCUCCAAGCGAAAGGUGGCAUUCCUGUUCAAACCAGCUUCCGACUUCGACCUCUUAAAAGUGGUAAUACACAUUCAGCCGUUUGAUGCUCCUUAUGAAGCUGACAAAACACGUUGGGAAGAGGUUGCUGCAAACAUGUGCAUCACACACGGCGACACUUUGACUGCUGUUUCCUGUCGUAAGCGGUUCGACGAUUUGAUCGUCGCAUUCAAGGACGACAAACUGAACUCCCUCCGUGCAUCAGGCACAGAGGAAGAGUACAAUGAGCGAGAACAAUUGAUGCAGGACAUCGUGGACCUGAUGAAUACCUCGCAAGACCGCAAGCGUUCUGUCAAGGAAGAGAAGACGGCCAAGUUCGAAAAGCGGGAGAGCGAUGGUGAGAGAUUGCGUGACGCUGCAAUGCGAGCUUAUGCUGCCAAGCGGAAGUCUAUCGAUGAUGAAAGUGACGUCGACGUUCCGCCAGACGAGGGCAAGAAGAAAAAAUUUCGUCUCGUGCAAAAAGUUCCGGACACAGCGAGCGCCCUCGAGAGCUUUGCUGUGCAUUUAGAGCGCGCAAAUGAAUUCAAGUCACGUGAAAUUGAGAGCGCUGCCCAAGCGAAUGCAUUGACUCAACGACGCCUCGAACUCGAUGAGGCUAGGUUUGCUUUGGACAAAUCCGAAAGAGGCGUGAUUGGAGCUCGAUAA
Messenger RNA from Aphanomyces invadans, 693 nucleotides. RefSeq lists its product as hypothetical. NCBI's taxonomy places the organism in Eukaryota, Oomycota, Saprolegniomycetes, Saprolegniales, Verrucalvaceae. The record is from RefSeq and is a predicted model, not a curated record. The transcript is spliced from 2 exons. Bases 1 to 693 code for a protein of 230 amino acids.